Molecule: messenger RNA, 1362 nt
Organism: Rotaria sordida
Lineage: Eukaryota; Metazoa; Rotifera; Eurotatoria; Philodinida; Philodinidae
Source: the annotation of a GenBank genome assembly
AUGGCUUUUCAUGGUCCGACAUUUUCCAAUGAAACACAUUAUGGAGCAUUAUCAAGUACGCGACAACGAUUUGGUAAUUUAAGUGCUAAUAUGUUUUUUGUACGUCCUGCUCGUCAUGUCGCUUGUCCAAGACGUUUAAAAUAUAUUCAUGAUAUUGCAACUGGAUAUAUUCCAUAUGUUGAAGAUGCCAAUUAUAUGAAUCAACCAUCAUCUAGAUAUGCAUUAAAUCAAAGAAAUAAUAAUGAUAUGAAUAAUACUAAUGGUUUAGGUUUUUGCAAUGUAGCUGAUGCAUGGCGUCAGCAGUUAAUGGAAUUAGCACAACAAGUAAAAACUUCUCUUACAUUCGCUGAUGAACAAGGAUCAUAUAUUCGUUCACCUCGAUCAACUCGUUCAAGUAAACAUCGUCAUAAACAAAGUCGUACGGCAGCAUCAAAUAAUAAUGUUGAAGAAAAUAAUGAACAAAAUCUUUCAAAACGAUUAUUAAAUCGACAUACAAGUCCACGUUAUCAAUCUCCACGAAUAACUAAAUCUAAAUCUAAUGAAAAAUCUGAACAAGAACAACCAACUAAUGAUGAAAAUCAAGAUUCUGGAAUUUGGUUAAUUCCAAUUCUUUGUUAUAUUUUACAAAUUGAUAAUGUAGCUGAAGCACAAGAGUGGCUUAUUAAUGCAAAUCCAACUGAAAAACGUUUAGCUAGAGAAUUAAUUAGUCGAACAAUGCAAGAUAUGCAAAAUCAAGAUAGUGAUUUUACAUCAGAUCUUUCAACUUUUGAUCAAUCUUCAACAACAACAACAACAACAAAUUUUAAUAAUGUUUAUUGGCCAUAUAAAGUUUGGCAACGACAAGAAAAAGAUCGUCAACAACAACAAAUACAACAAUUAUUAAAACAAUCUAAAUUAAAUUUAUGUACAUCAUUACCAUCAUUAACUGUUGAUAAUAAUGAAACAUGUGAACGAGCUACAUCACCACUUCGAAUAGUUACACCAGCUAAACGUAUAUUAACAGCAGCAACAACAACAACAAUAGCAACAAAUAAUAAUAAUAAUAAUAAUUGCCCUUCCGUUGAAACAAUUAUUAUUGAACGAUCACCAACACGAAAUAUAAAUGAACGAUCAUCAACACGAAAUAUAAAUGAACGAGCAACAACAGCAAUACCUGUUCGAGAAAAUCAAAGUCAAAUGACAGAUCGAUCAACUACGGCAAAAUUACGUCCAAUUUCCAGAAAUUCAACACCUGCAACAGCGAAUGGAAGUGAUCGUCCAUCUCGUCGUGGUCAUCGUGUAGCGACAAGUAUAAGUAUUUGUACAGAUAAUAAUACGAAUCGAACAUCAGCUGCAUUACGAGGCAAAACUCCACUUGUUUAG